AUGGACAUUGUGAUCUUGAUGGUAAUUCCUUAUGAACUACAGGUAUUUAUUAACAACUGUUUUGAUGAUAAAACAGAUGAGGCUAAACUAUUUGUUCUGCUUUCUGUCAUCUGUGUUCUGCUGAACCUGGCUGUAUUUAUAUUAGGGUGUCAAGGCAUUAAUUUUCUGCUCAGUAUACCCAGAUGCAAUUUGGUGGGUAUGGGUGAAAACAAGGUUUGUUUCUGCUGUGAAGAACAUUGCACUGAAUGUACAGAAGAGAUAGUGCUGAAGCUAUACCACGUGAAGCCGUGCAGUAUUGCUCACCUUGUUCUCAAUAAAGUCUGCAUUGCUCUUUGUGUUCUGAAUGCUGUAAGCACCAUGAUCUGCUUGAUAGCAGCUGCCCUGUGUUACUUAAAGAUUUCUGCAACAAGAAGAACCAUCAUAGCUGAGUCUCAGAUUGGAGACCAAGAUCAUGUUUUUGUUCCUGAUGAUUGUGUUGCACCUGGAGCUUGUGAUUCUUCUCCAGAAGCAAGUCGCAGGAUUCUUGGCUCUGAUGUGAAUCUAUUGCCCUGUGGUUAUGGAGCGCUAAUCAAAAACAUUGAAGUGUCUUGUUCUCUGAAGCAACAUCCUAUUUAUGAAAUUCCAUGGAGCCAGAGCAACUCUGAGCAGGAAGGUGCACUAAAAAGGGUCAUGGAAGUUGCUGUUGAAUCAAGGGAAGUGAGUGAUAGGCAGGCCGCUCAAGGGGGAGUGCUCAGCUAUGAAGCUGAAACAGAGACUGAAGGAGAACCACAAUGCUGCUCUGUCACUUUGCUGAAAAGUCUGAGAGGAAGAGCUCUGAGGGGAAGACUCCAAUCUUUGGUAGAGUAGUGCUGCAUUGAAAUGAAACAGCUUCUGGCGAGGAUCCUAGAGCAGUUCUCCUGUAGCAUGAGCCCUGACCUAUAUGAAUGUGUGGAAAAUAUCAAGUCUGUUUUCAAAUCAGAUGAGAAACAUGGGGCAGAAGCUAUCACCAGUGCCCCCUUCCUUGAGCAGGUAGUUUUGUUACUUCAAGCCAUGUCAUCAAGUGCCCACGUGUUACCUUUCAGACAGUAUCCUGGAUUCCUGCAGCUGAAGGGGUGCGGUGACAUGACUACUUUCAUGGAUGAGGACCAGUUAGGGGAGAGGAAGAUCCAGACAGCACAGUAUCAAUGGCAUCAUAGUCUUAUUGGCAUUGUCAGGGAAACCAUAAUUUGAGUCACUUUCUGUCUUUGUUUUUGAGCUGUUUUCUGUUUAUUCCUCAGUAAAGCACUUCUGUUAGAUAUACAUCCUCACAGGAAAAUUGUCUUUGGCGAGUAGAUGAAAAAGUGUGUCAAUAAUCCAUUUUUUUUUAUACCCUCACACUCAAGGCUGCUAAGGGGACGCUUGUUCUACAAAGCCUAUUAAGGAGAUUGCAUGCUGGCCUUCAUGGCUCUCAGGUGCAACUAGUCUGUUUCCCAUACGGUACUGUCCUGUUGCAUCUCUCUAGUCUGUCACCACUUUGGACAGAUUUGCUUUUUUCACUCAACUGACAAGAGAUGGCAGAACAGCCCUAUGCCUUCAUUUACUGUGGUGAGGCAAGGACAGUUAAUGCAUGUGUGCACUUUGUAUCUUGCUGGAGAGCAGGGUCAGUGUCAAUACCUAUGUUCAUCUGGUAUGUGUUACUGUAGUUCCACUGU
Messenger RNA from Falco peregrinus (peregrine falcon), 1670 nucleotides. RefSeq names its product endosomal transmembrane epsin interactor 1 (gene ENTREP1). NCBI's taxonomy places the organism in Eukaryota, Metazoa, Chordata, Aves, Falconiformes, Falconidae. The record is from RefSeq and is a predicted model, not a curated record.